AUGGCCUACAUUCACAUUUGCCGCCAUGGUCAGGAUAUGGACAACGCGCACGGCAUUUUGAAUGGACACCGAAACGAGCCGCUCUCUGAUCUCGGUCGUAGUCAAGCUGUAACGGUUGCCAACAAGAUCAAAGAGAGCGGUGUCAACUACAGCAUCAUCUACUCCUCCCCGCUGCAGCGCGCUCUUGACACGGCGUCGGUGAUUGGUGCCGCGGUGGGCGUGCAGGUGCAGGUGCGUGCUGACCUAAUCGAACGCGACUUCGGCGUCUUGUCAGGAAAGCCGUACAGCGACAUAUCCAAGUACGCCGGCGAUAAGCUGCUACAAGGAGACAAAGUUCUGUACUUUCUGGAAGUUGAGGGCUGUGAAAAUUUCGACCAGUGCUACAAACGGGCUCAGGGUGUGCUGGCGGAUGUGAAUGCGAUGCACGCUGGUGAGCACGUCCUGCUCGUCUGUCAUGGUGACAUUGGGAAGAUGUUGCAAGCGGCACAUGCCAAGGUGGAAUGGCAGGAAGGACUUCGGCUCCCCUAUUUUGUCAACACCGAGGUGAUUGAGCUAUAG
Leishmania braziliensis MHOM/BR/75/M2904 is the source of this 558-nucleotide messenger RNA. Its product is annotated as putative phosphoglycerate mutase protein. Bases 1 to 558 code for a protein of 185 amino acids. The transcript has a single exon. The record is from RefSeq and is a predicted model, not a curated record. Gene Ontology annotation, molecular function: phosphatase activity. NCBI's taxonomy places the organism in Eukaryota, Euglenozoa, Kinetoplastea, Trypanosomatida, Trypanosomatidae. Gene Ontology annotation, cellular component: cytoplasm; cytosol.